This is a messenger RNA of Pelecanus crispus (Dalmatian pelican), 1292 nucleotides long. The record is from RefSeq and is a predicted model, not a curated record. Lineage: Eukaryota; Metazoa; Chordata; Aves; Pelecaniformes; Pelecanidae.
AGCAAAGUGUUCUGCAGAGGAGGGAAAAUUCUGCAUGAGGGCGAUAUCAUCAAGAUGCCUAAACUAGCCAACACAUACGAGACUAUAGCCAGUGAAGGAGCAGAUGCCUUUUACACAGGAAGCCUGGCAAAACAGAUCAUCGAUGACAUCCGCAGUGUAGGGGGCAUUGUCACAUUGGAUGACCUGCGGGACUACAAUGCAACAGUGAUUGAAGACCCCAUACAGGUCACGCUGGGGGAGUUUACCCUCUACACGCCUAGUGCCCCCCUAAGUGGCCCAGUGCUAGCCCUCAUUUUCAACAUACUGAAAGGAUAUAAUUUCUCUGCUGACAGCGUCAAAACCACGGAGGAGAAAGGUCUGACUUACCACCGCAUUGUGGAGGCCUUUCGCUUUGCCUAUGCCAAGAGGACUUUAUUGGGAGAUCCAAAAUUUGUCAACAUUACAGAGGCAAUCAGAAACAUGACGUCCGAGUUCUUUGCGGAUGGUCUCCGGAGGAAAAUCACAGACAACACCUCCCAUCCAGUUGACUACUAUGAGCCAGUAUAUUACACUGGAGAUAAUGCCGGUACAUCCCACCUCUCCGUUGUGGCUGAUGACGGCAGUGCUGUGUCCGCCACCAGCACCAUCAACCAAUACUUUGGCUCUGAUGUACGAUCCAACGUGAGUGGAAUCAUAUUUAAUGAUGAGAUGGAUGACUUCAGUUCACCUUACAUAAUCAAUGGAUUUGGGAUCCCUCCUUCUCCAGCAAAUUUCAUAGCACCAGGUAAACAGCCGAUGUCCUCUAUGUGCCCCUCCAUCUUGGUGGAUAAAAUGAAAAAGGUCAGGAUGGUGGUUGGUGCUUCUGGAGGAACAAAAAUAACUACAGCAACAGCACUGACGAUCAUGAAUUCCAUCUGGUUUGGUUAUGAUGUGAAGAAAGCAGUGGAAGAGCCCAGAAUUCACGAUCAGCUGUUUCCCAAUAUCACAGAGCUUGAGCAGCAAAUGGAGGAGGGUAUAGAAGAACAACUAAAGAAGAGAAAACACGAUACCAUGCGGAUGAGCGGUGGUGCGGUUGUGCAGGCCAUUCUCAGAACAGAUAAAGGAUGGGCUGCAGCAUCUGAUUCCCGGAAAGGUGGCUUCCCUGCAGGCUACUGACGUGGCUCGGCUCCUUUUUUCAGUGGUCUAGUGACACUGAGAGCUGGGACGGUUCUCUACAGCCAUGACCGAAGUGCCUCAUGCCACAGCAGUCUGCUAAGACAAGCAUGUCUACCAGAAUGUGCAGUGCUUACUUGAAGAGUCUGUUCUGCCUUGAA